UAUAAUGUGAGUCUGUGUUUUGUGUCCUUAUGGCUGAAACGAUCCUUGCCGCUCGUCAGGUACGCUCUCAUGAAAGUAUAUGUAUAACUCUACAUGCAUUACCUUACCUAAGUUAAACUGCAAAUUCAAUUACCAUUUAUGACUAAAGGAAUCGUUUGGUGGUUGUUAGGAAAAUGCCACCAAGGAGAGGUGCACGUAGGGGUGGCCGAGGAGGCCGAGGAAGGGGAGCAGGACGCGUUCAGCCUGAGGUGCAGCCUGUAGCCCAAGCCCCUGACCCGGCUGCGCCAGUUACUCAUGCGGACCUAGCCGCCAUGGAGCAGAGGUUUAGAGAUAUGAUUAUGCAGAUGCGGGAGCAGCAGAAGCCUGCCUCGCCAACUCCGGCGCCAGCUCCAGCGCCAGCUCCAGCACGAGUUCCUGCUCCAGCUCCGGCUCCAGUACCAGUUGCGCCCCAGUUUGUGCCGGAUCAGUUGUCGGCAGAGGCUAAGCAUCUGAGGGAUUUCAGGAAGUAUAAUCCCACGACGUUCGAUGGGUCUUUGGAGGACCCCACCAGGGCUCAGAUGUGGUUAUCGUCCUUAGAAACCAUAUUCCGUUACAUGAAAUGCCCUGAGGAUCAGAAGGUUCAGUGUGCUGUUUUUAUGUUGACUGACAGAGGUACUGCAUGGUGGGAGACCACAGAGAGGAUGCUAGGUGGUGAUGUGAGUCAGAUCACGUGGCAGCAGUUCAAGGAGAGUUUCUAUGCGAAAUUCUUCUCUGCCAGUUUGAGAGAUGCCAAGCGGCAGGAGUUCCUGAACUUAGAGCAGGGUGACAUGACCGUGGAGCAGUACGAUGCGGAGUUUGACAUGUUAUCCCGCUUCGCUCCCGAGAUGAUAGCGACCGAGGCGGCCAGAGCUGACAAGUUUGUUAGAGGCCUCAGACUGGACAUUCAGGGUUUGGUCCGAGCUUUCAGACCUGCUACUCAUGCCGAUGCACUGCGCCUGGCAGUGGAUCUCAGUUUACAGGAGAGGGCCAACUCGUCUAAGACCGCUGGUAGAGGUUCGACGUCUGGACAGAAGAGGAAGGCUGAGCAGCAGCCUGUUCCAGUGCCACAGCGGAAUUUCAGACCCGGUGGUGAGUUAUUGUUCACGUAA
Molecule: messenger RNA, 1127 nt
Organism: Cucumis melo (muskmelon)
Lineage: Eukaryota; Viridiplantae; Streptophyta; Magnoliopsida; Cucurbitales; Cucurbitaceae
Exons: 2
Coding region: 174-1127 (317 amino acids)
Source: RefSeq, a predicted model, not a curated record